Molecule: messenger RNA, 1125 nt
Organism: Cantharellus anzutake
Lineage: Eukaryota; Fungi; Basidiomycota; Agaricomycetes; Cantharellales; Hydnaceae
Exons: 3
Coding region: 1-1125 (374 amino acids)
Source: RefSeq, a predicted model, not a curated record
AUGGAGUGCAUGCCACUUUCCCCAACAUCCUGCUUGUUCACGUACCUGGGGGGCCUCCUACUGCUUAAUCUGAAGGUGGGAGAGGAUGAGAUAACAUCUGAUAAAGACUACAAACAUGUUAUGAAACGGCUUCGGCAUGCACACCUUAGGCCCAGUGGCGUCUCGAUAGGUGGAGUCCAGAUUACCCCCUCAGUCCUGCGAUCCCAUCUAGAAGAGAAUGGGUGUUCAGCAAGCCAAAUCAAUAACCUGUUGAACAUUACGGACAAGCAAGAUGUAACCACAAUGUUUAACCUCAUGCAACUCAUCUGGUGGCUUCCACCACCCCUGGCUACUGCCAAUCCCAUAUUCCACAAAGCUUGCAUUGCCCUCAACCAGCACUCAAAACUCCUCCGAUAUCUCAUCCUGCCCUAUAUAGAUGUCAACAUGAGCCUUCAUGACCAGCUAAAAUAUCUCAGUGCUGCGGCGCACCUGGCAUACGUCUUUUUCACCCAAAAUAACACACGGUCGGCAUACCUCCCAUCACUGCUUUAUCGUGAUAUCCAGAUCAUGGUGAAAAACGCAUUCUUUUGUGUAGCAAAGAUGAAGCGUGACAAACCUGAUGGCGAGUUCUACUUGAUCUUGUUGGGCACCAAUCGAUUGGAAUGGAUUUUUGGACUCAUUAGAUCUCAGAAGGGGAGCGAUGUCAAUCUCCAGGGUCUAAGUGUGGCAGGAGGGAUAGAGCAGAAAGUGGACCAUCUGAAUCCAGCAUCAUGGAAGGGGGAUGUCCGCAUCUCUAGGGUACAGCUGAUGUCAGCGUGGAGGUCCGGGAGAGAACUAGUUGAACAUGACCCUGAGUUGGCAACGUUCAAACCUGCCGAAAAAUUCAAUGCAAUGGAGUCCAUUCCCAGUGCCAAUUUGCUAAACCCAUUUGGAAUGGAAGGAUAUGAAGAUCGAGAGUGCGAAGAAACUCAUGAUGGAAUGCCCCAGCAAGCCCAAUCAACACCAUCCACUCCACUCAUCCCCAACACACUGGAACUUGAGGAGCUCGUUGACAGCGACAUUGCAGAAAAACAUGGAUUGGAGAGUACAAUCGACAUGGGCAAUGGGAAGCAUGUGCACAAGGCAAAAAGACAGAAUGUCUCUUGA